Molecule: messenger RNA, 1376 nt
Organism: Rubroshorea leprosula
Lineage: Eukaryota; Viridiplantae; Streptophyta; Magnoliopsida; Malvales; Dipterocarpaceae
Source: the annotation of a GenBank genome assembly
GCAACAAAGAGAACAUUGGGGUGACAUAGAAGAAGAAGAGGAGUUGGAAGAGUUGAAUGAGCCACCAUCGAACCGAGUUGGUGAUGAAUAGGCGUCGAAAUUGGGAGCAUCCAAUUGAAACAUGGGAAGAGAUGUAGGCAGUGAUGAGGAAGCGCUUUGUACCCAGCCAUUAUUACCAUGAAUUGUACAAAAAGUUACAAGGGCUUAGGCAAGGACAUCAGAGUAUGGAGGAGUAUUAUCAAGAGAUGGAGAAACUCAUGAUUAUAGCCAAUGUAAAAGAAGACAAAGAGGCAACCAUGGAAAAAUUCUUGCAAGGAUUGAAUCCAAACAUCCAUGACCAGAUGGAGAUGCAACAUUAUGUGGAGCUAGAAGACAUGGUGUACAUGGCCAUCAUUGUGGAACGACAGCUCAAAAAGAGCGAACGUACAUGUGCUAGCCAUAACCCAGGGUCUAAUCCUUGGAAACCAAACAAAGAUUUAGAUACUGAUGAAAUGCCACCAGUAGAGGAUGCCUAUGAGGAGGAGUUUGCUAUACAAGGAGAUUUGUUGGUGGAGAUGGGGGCUUUAAGUGUGCAAGAAAAUGACGUGGAUGAAGUGCAACAAGAGAACAUCUUUCACGCUAGGAUUACAAGGAUGUAUUUCUUGAAGAAACGCCACCUGGAUUACCUCCAAUAUGAGAGAUUGAACAUCAAAUUGAUUUUGUACCAGGUAAGUGAAUUAAUGGAGAAGGGGUAUGUGAGGGAAAGCAUGAGCCCAUGUACUGUUCUUGUUCUACUUGUGCCUAAGAAGGAUUGGACUUGGAAGAUGCGCAUUGAUUGUAAAGCCAUCAACAGCAUUACGGUAAAGUAUCGAUAUCCUAUUCCUUUCUUAGAUGACAUGAUGGAUGAGUUGUAUGGUGUUUGUGUAUUUUCAAAAAUUGAUUUGAAAAGUCAGCAUAAGUUGAACAAGAGGCAUGCGCGAUGGAUGGAGUUCAUCAAGAUGUUUCCAUACGCCAUCCGGUAUAAGCAAGGUAAGGAGAAUGUGGUUGCUGAUGCACUUUCUCACUGGGAAUCCCACAGCGGAAGGUUAAUGGGGCAUUUUGGAGUUGCUAAGACCUUAGCUAUUUUGCAGGAACACUUCUUUUGGCCACACAUGAAAAGAGAUGUUGAGAGGAUUUGUGGUAGAUGUGUCACAUGCAGGCAAGCAAAAUCCCGAGUGCAAUCCGUUGGUUUUGUAUAUGCUACUACCUACUUCCAGUGAACCUGGAAUUGAUAUUUUCAUGGACUUUGUGUUAGGUUUACCUAAGACUAGGCAUGGAAAAGAUUCAAUCUUUGUGGUUGUGGAUAGGUUCUCUAAGAUGGCACGUUUUAUCCCAUGUCAUAAAACGAAUGAUGCUUC